Molecule: messenger RNA, 276 nt
Organism: Heterobasidion irregulare TC 32-1
Lineage: Eukaryota; Fungi; Basidiomycota; Agaricomycetes; Russulales; Bondarzewiaceae
Exons: 2
Coding region: 1-276 (91 amino acids)
Cellular component (GO): mitochondrion
Source: RefSeq, a predicted model, not a curated record
AUGUGCACGCGACUAAGCCUAGCCGGCUUAACAGAUGUACUUGUAUUGCACAAGGCUGCUGCCAGUGUGGCCAGGGCAGCAAUAUGCACAUCCAUGGAAAAAUUUGCUGAAGGCUCUUUUAACAAAGUGUUUCUUCUGUGGUUUGACAAUGACAAGGAAGUCAUUGUUCGCAUACCGUGUCCCAUUGCCAGCCUUCAGAAUUUAGUCAUUGCGAGUGAAGUAGCUAUGCUCGACUACAUGGCACAUCAUCUCCACAUUCCUACCCCGCGCGUUUGA